AAUUUCGUUCCCCUAAGUUCAUCCAAUCUCUCCCUCUCCGACACACACACAGACAAGCAAAAUGCAAAGGCGAUUCCAGCGUUUCUUCACAUCCCUAAAGGAGCACGGCAGUGUCAGCUACGCCAAGGUCGCCACGGCCGGCGGGUUCUGCGACGUCAACCUCGUGCUCGUCAAGGCGACCACCCCCGACGACCUCCCGCUCCCCGAGCGGUACGUGCUUGAGCUCCUGAAGAUCUUCUCCAUCUCUCCUUGCUCUUUCCGCACGUUCACCCUUGGCUUUGCCCGCCGGCUGGCAAACACGCGCUGCUGGCGCGUCGCCCUCAAGUGCUUGCUCCUUGUCCACCGUCUUCUCCAUAUGCUCCCCGAAGACAGCCCUUUACGGUCCGAACUGCUGUGGGCACGCUCCGCCGGAUUCCUCUCUCUGAACCCGUGCCACUUUCGGGAUGCCUCCUCCUCGGCCUCCGAGGACUACACCAGUUUCAUCAGGUCCUAUGCCAGGCUUCUCGACGAAGCUCUCAAUGUAUUCUCGAUCGAAACUGUGCUCGCCGAGGAUGACGAGUUGCCCGAAAACCUGUCCGAUAGGAUGAGGGAAGUGGGGAAGCUGCUAGAGAUUCUGCCGCAGCUACAGAUUCUGAUUGACCACGUCGUGGACUGCCAGCCGGUCGGAUCUGUAGCGAGGAGCUUCAUCGUAAAAUCGGCGAUGAAACACAUAAUCCGCGACAGCUUCAUUUGCUACACCACAUUCAGGAGAGACAUCGCGGUGUUGCUAGAGAGCCUCUUUCACAUGCCACACAGGAAUUGCAUCUCCGCCUUUGGCAUCUACAAGAAAGCGGCUCUCCAAGCCCAUCAGCUUACUGAAUUCUACGAUUGGUGCAAGGGGCGGGAGCUCUGCGGGCCGUAUGAGUACCCGUUCAUUGACCGGAUCCCGCAGAUUCAGAUCCGAGCGCUCGAGAGUCUCCUCGACGGAAUGUGGCAGUUGACGGAUCGGUCGUCGUCGUCGUCGUCGCCAGCAACAACCGCAUCGCCCUCUUCAUCCGUAGCACGGUCGAGGUCGACAUUGACUGAAGAUGAGGGCAAAUUCAUGCUGAGGCGAGACAGCACGCAGUGGGAGAGAUUCGAGGACAAUGACUUGGUGAUGAAACCGGAGGAAGAAGAGAGGGAGCCAUUGAUCAAGCUUGAACAUGGCGAGAAGGCGGCCAUCGGUUGGGACUGGGAGGCCCUUCUGGAGGCCUCCAUCAAUCUCUCCCCCAUGAAUCCACAGACCAAGUUGCGUGCUCGUGAUGAAGCAAACAAGGAUCAAAGUGGGAAAGAGAACGAGUGGCAGUUGCAGAUAUACGGCAACCCAAGAAGCCUCAAUCCUUUCUAUUGACGUGAUACGCAAGAGGAAUUGAAUUUAAUGCUACCGGUGUCGUUUUUCGUGAUAGACUAUAGUGUUAGAAAUUUGGGUUUUAAAGAGGUGAUGCACUUCAUGAGUUUUAAUUUUUUUUUUCCUAAAAGAUUCGUUGUGUUGUUUUAGAAACUACAUACCAUGUUUCGUUUAUUCUAGUGAGCUGGAAAAUUGUCCCAAAAAU
Molecule: messenger RNA, 1571 nt
Organism: Rhodamnia argentea
Lineage: Eukaryota; Viridiplantae; Streptophyta; Magnoliopsida; Myrtales; Myrtaceae
Product: putative clathrin assembly protein At2g25430
Exons: 1
Coding region: 62-1369 (435 amino acids)
Biological process (GO): clathrin coat assembly; clathrin-dependent endocytosis; vesicle budding from membrane
Cellular component (GO): clathrin-coated vesicle; clathrin-coated pit
Molecular function (GO): 1-phosphatidylinositol binding; SNARE binding; phosphatidylinositol-4,5-bisphosphate binding
Source: RefSeq, a predicted model, not a curated record